UGGAUGGUCAUUAUGGCUUGUAACACCCUUAGGGGGCGUUUGGUUGGGGGGUUUCAGGAAACGGAAUGGGAAUGAUUCCGUUUCUUGUCGUUUGUUUUUCCAUUUCAAUCAUUCCCUUUACCCUUUUUUAUUUUUCACUUUACCUAAAAUCCCUCUAAUCUCAUUCCCUACCCCCCCCCCUGACUUUUGCAUUCCCAUUCCCCUCUUCUUUACCCACUUCUUCAUCUCCUCUCUCUGAGCACCCCUCUUCUUCAUCUCCUCUCGGCGAGCACCGUCAGCGACCACCACCGUCAGUGACUACCGUCAGCGACCACCACCGUCAGCGAUCACCGUCAGCUUGUUCAAGCGCAUUUCCUCUUCCUUGAAAUCGACGAUAAACUCUUUCUUUCCGAUUUAAGUAUUAUGGAAGAAAGUAGUGCAAGUGGAGGUGGAAGGGGGAGAAACAAACGAUUUUGGACUGCUCAAGAAGAUGAAGUCCUUGUGGAAGCAUUGUCAGAGCUAGUUGUAGAUCCUCACUGGAGGUGUGAAAAUGGAUUCAGAAGCGGCUAUAUGGUUCGCUUGGAGGAGGUCAUAGGUAAGGCUCUUCCUGGUUGUGGUUUAAAGGCUACACCACACAUUGACUCUCGGCUUAAGACACUUGGAGCCAAGUUUAGGGCUAUUUCUCAAAUGUUAAAUACAAGUGGAUUCGUUUGGGAUGAUGAAAAAAAAAUGGUUUCUGUGGACCGGGCUGUUUAUGACGAGUUUUGCAAGAGUCAUCCUAAUUGCAAAAACUUGUAUGGAAUUUCUUUCCCCCACUUUCAUGAACUCGAGAAAAUUUAUGGCAAGGACUAUGCUACUGGAAAACCAGCUGAAGGUUUUGCUGAUGCAGUCAACAACUUGGAAAAAGUUGCCCCUCCACAAGUUACACUUGAUUCAAGUGAUGAUGAGGAUGUUCUAUGUAGUGGUAAUGUCACUCAAACUGUUACCUCUCCUCCUUAUAAAAAGAUCAAGAUUGAAAACACUACAAAAAAAAGUAAGAGAGGAAGUGGUGGUGCCGGAAGUUCUAAUGAGCUCGCUAGCUUACAAGCAUUUAUGAAAGACAUGAAUGUUCAUCUUUCCACUAUGGCUACUGUGAUGGCACGCACUGAUGAUCGUGAACAACGUGCGGAUGAAAGAGAGCAAAAAUUAGUUGAAAAGAGUGAACAAGUGCUAGAGGAACUACUCUCUUUUAAUCUUGAAGGUGUCACUCCUACCCAAGUUUUUGAAGUGGCUAACAUUCUAACCGCACAACCUAACAAGCUCAUGAUAUUUUCAAAGUGUCCGGAUGCUUUGAAAGGUGCUUAUGUUAAGAGUCUUCUUGGAGGAAGCGGUGAUGGUAGUGCCUAAUAAAUUUUAUGUUAUGGUUUUAUGUAUGGUUUUGUAUUAGGAAGGAUUAUUGGCAAAGACUUUGGUUGAAUGUCAAUCUUAUUAGAAUACUUUUGGUAUGAACUUUUAUCUAUGAACAAGUACUUUGUAAUCAAUGGAGCAUGAAAAAUGUUA
Chenopodium quinoa (quinoa) is the source of this 1518-nucleotide messenger RNA. RefSeq lists its product as uncharacterized. Lineage: Eukaryota; Viridiplantae; Streptophyta; Magnoliopsida; Caryophyllales; Amaranthaceae. The record is from RefSeq and is a predicted model, not a curated record. The transcript is spliced from 4 exons. Bases 403 to 1365 code for a protein of 320 amino acids.